GUUCUUCAUUUUAGUGCAUGAGCUUUUAUCACUUCACAAGAUAAACUAGAGAAAGCAUGCAGAGAGUGCAAACCUCCGCCAUGGCAGGUCUGUCUCCUCAAAAUGAACUUAUAUCCCCAUUCAAAUGUGUCCUUUACUUUUUGUGUUGUUCUGCUCACAGACAGACAAACAUGGCCAAAAUACUAUACCUCCUCCUCCCUGGCAGAGAUAAUUAAAGUUCCUUUAAAACUGUGACAGAAAGCAUCAUGUUGGCCCGAGCACACUGAAAAAUACACUAAAUAAUGUGAAGACAUGAUGACACUGAAACUGUGUGGGAUGUUUCAUGUGUUUGGCAUCUGCUGCAUAUGCACUAGUUGUGCACUUGUACAGUCAAAACCACAGGAAGAGGUGAGUCAUUUGUGUGAAGAUGAUUUCAUUUGCACACAGCAGUCCACAGGUAGAGCAUGAAGACAAGCCUAAAGUGAGAAACAAUUACAGACACCCCAUCAGCCAGAAUGAAGACCUUCUCUGUUUUCUGUUGUCUUUUAUAUGGUAAGUGUCUUCCUACAACGGGGACUUUUCUAUUUUGUGAACAUUCAAAGACACUUCAUCUCUUUUGUAUUUUUGGCAGCGACACGGACGGAAGGAGACAAAAUAAUUGUGAUAGAGGGAUUUGAGGGGGGACAAGUCUCAUUCCAAUGCUCACACAGACUUGCCUCGAUAUACCAUAAGUACAUUUGCAAGGAUCCGUGUACAGCAGACCCACUGGCUACAGUGAAAUCUGGUGGACGUGCAGAGUCAGAGCGGAUAACUCUGGUGGACUCAGGGGACGGAGUCUUCACUGUGACCUUCAGGCAGCUCAAGCGCUCAGAUUCCGGGACAUACUGGUGCGCAGUGGCCCGGCCUGGUUGGGAUACAUACACUGAAGUUAGCUUGACUGUAAUCGAAGCUUCUGAAUCCACCACUGAUCCCCAGCCGGUUAUUGCAAAUGAGACCACUGUCAUAACUGACAUUUCUCCCACGUGGACAUUUCCGAGUCUCUCCUCCUCAACACUGUCAGCAUCGGAGUUAGGCACCAGUUGGCCUACAAACCAGUCCACAGCGUCAAACAACACUCAUCCAGGAGAACAGAGAAUGAGCAUGAACACAGGCACCGUGUUGUAUGCGGCCGCUGUUCCUGUUGUCGUCCUCGCUGUCUUGGUGCUGGCAAUGAGGCUCAGGAAGCGCAGAGAAAUCUCAAAACCUCCGGCACAAGAGUGCUCCAACGGCAAAGACUUAAUCAGUGCAAACGGAGGCGAGCAGUUGGAGUGUGAGUAUGACGACAUUGACAAAGAAAUGCAGUCAAAUAAAAAAACAUCUGAGAGGGCCUCAACUGCUCAGCACAUUAAACUGGAUCCGCCAGCACUUUUAUCCACAGGGGCAGAGUGCAGCAUACCACUUCAUAUCUAUGAAAACCUCUGCUGCUCCAGAGCCACUGCAGAAUCAGGAUUUCCAGCUGCAGAUCACCAAAACACCCUCGAUAUCAGCUCGGGGAUCGAACCUUUGCCACCGAUAAUAUCUGAAAGAACACACAAUGACCGUUUCCGAAAACAUACACAUACACCUGCAGCAAUGGGAAGUGCUAUGAGCAAAACAACAGACAUCUACAACAGCCCCCCAUCAUCUGAUCCCUCCAGAUCUGAGUCCAUGCCCACAUCGCUUUGGUUUGGUUUAGAUUUAUCAGGAAUCAGCUGAGUUCAUCUCAAAGAUGUAAUGCUUUUUAUGGUCAUCUAAACUGUAUGAUGUACUCCUCCACUUAUGAGCAACUGCGUGGAAGCAUAUUCCAUUCACCUAACACAAGUUUAAAAAAAGAUUUUUUGUGGGGAGGGAUCUGUUUUUCCUGAGUGAAUCAGAUAGCCGAGAAGCUUCCCGUCUUGAUCGCUGAAUUGAAAGCAAAGAUGUCCCAGUUGUUCAGUUUAAUCCAGUUUGAUAUCCAGUGAAAUGUCUUUAUUUUUCAAUUCCUGGUCCAGCAAUACUCUUCCAUACAACUGUCUUUCACAGUAACUUUUGUUUUCAUUUAAAAAGGUAUGCUGGGUCCUGUAGAUCUCUCUUUGUUUUGAUUGAUAAUUCCCUGUAUGCUUAGUCAGAGAAGCAACCUUUAAAGGUCCAGUCUGUAAAUAGGCAUACAAAUAUUAUUUGUAAUGGCGUAUUUAAUUAUUUGGAAAAAAAAAUCCCUUUUGUUUUUGUAGAGUAAGAAUAAGCCUUUUUUUGUUCUUAAAUAUAUAUAUAUAUAAGUGCACAGAAAUAGGUAUUUCUAUUCAAGAUUUCAUUUUGGUCGCCUUUUAAUGACGUCUUCCACUUAACCUGGGCAUGUCCAAAGUUCUUGGUCGGAUUUGUACGGCCCUCAGCUUCAUUUUUUGUAAUGUAUUAUUUAUGGCCAGGGAUGGACUGAGGCAGGAAGUCAGAUAGUAUAUUAUAUCUGACCCCAGAAUUUUGUCUUUUGUUCACUCCUGCGUGGCUUACAUUUGAGGACAUUGCCAGUGAAAAAUGAUAAUUAAUGACAAUGAAAAUAAAAUGAUUAUAAAACUGCA
Molecule: messenger RNA, 2549 nt
Organism: Solea solea (common sole)
Lineage: Eukaryota; Metazoa; Chordata; Actinopteri; Pleuronectiformes; Soleidae
Exons: 5
Coding region: 529-1713 (394 amino acids)
Source: RefSeq, a predicted model, not a curated record